UCUUCAAUAGUAGAUGCGUUUUAAGAAGUGUAUUUUUUGUCCCGUUCCCCAAAUCUCCCGCAUUUUUCUCGGUUAUGGAAAAGGGCUCCGCCGCCGCCAGAAAACCGCCCCUCCCUCCCCGUCGUCAAAGAAUUGAUGAGAAGCCCUCCGCCGCCGCCGCCGCCGGAAAACCUCCCCUCCCUCCCCGUCGUCAAAGAGUGGAUGAGAAGGGUUCCGCCGCCGCCAGCAAACCGCCCCUCCCUCCCCGUCGUCAAAGAAUCGAUGAGAAGGCCUCCGCCGCCGCCAGCAAACCGCCCCUCCCUCUCCGUCGUAAAAGAGUGGAUGACAAGUCCAGCAAAUCGCCGCUUCCUCCCCGUCAAAGGUCAAAUCGGCCUUGCCUUGCUCAUCAUAUAAUUUCUCAUUAUCUCUUGUUUUUUUCGGGCAGAAAAUCGGGCGAUACAUCAAAUCGUAGUUGGGUUGCCGAUCAGCUGCGGUGUGAGGAUAAUUAUAUCAAAGCCAUAUCUAAUAUCUGUGUAUCAAUGGUAAAGAGAGCGUACAAUCUGCCAGCAGACUUGCCUGAUGAUUUUAGUGUUGAUUUAACUCAAUACUUGAUAACCAAGGUUCAAACUAUUGAGCAUGAUGAUCAUGAUCAGGCUGCCUUAUCCUUGCUAAAGGAUGGUCAUUGCCGUGUAAUGUUUCCCUUGUAUCGCCACCUAGCACUAUUUCUCCUGGCUCUGUGCCAGGUCGACGGAAGUUUGUGGCCUGAUAUUUUGGCUUAUCAUCACAUUCAAUAUAUUACAAUGAAGCUUCGGUCAUCCAUCAAGCAACCUGAUGCUGACGAUGCUAGCCCCUCAAAGAAACUCAAGGGAUCAUAGAUUUUGAUCAAAUAUGUUAUUUUCUUGUGGCUAUUAUGUUGACAAUGUUAUCUUCUAUUAGGUUCCUGCUCAUCUUCUGUAUUUUGAUUGUCUAUUACUACUUUGUAUGGUGGUGCAUUUUCUAUCUAUAUAUGAUCGUCCUUUAAUUCUUGAA
Salvia hispanica is the source of this 1008-nucleotide messenger RNA. RefSeq lists its product as uncharacterized. NCBI's taxonomy places the organism in Eukaryota, Viridiplantae, Streptophyta, Magnoliopsida, Lamiales, Lamiaceae. The record is from RefSeq and is a predicted model, not a curated record.